UGGACUGCAGGUAAGGUGAGGACAUUGACCUCUGCCUAUGUACAUGUACAUCUGUGUUAGCAACAGACGCUUAUGAUACUUAUUAGCUACAGCAGAACAUACAGGAUUUUUAAACAGGUGCACACAAAAGUCAUGCCUCCCAGAAAGAGAAAAGCUCCAGAGGAAUCAACUUCGACGGCUAAAGCAGCAAAGAAGAAUGACUCUAAAAGAAAAGACAAGACAACUGGAGCAUCAUCUGGUGGCUCCUUGAAUCUGCCGUCGUUUCUUAAAGAUGAGACAUGGAGGGACAAACUGAAGGAAGAAUUUGAGAAGGAUUACUUCAGUGGCAUCGAGGAGUCCUUGUCAGCUGACUAUUCAAAAGGAGAGGAAAUAUUUCCACCAAAGGAACUUAUUUUCAAUGCAUUUAAUCUUACACCACUGGACAAGGUUAAGGUGGUUCUCCUUGGGCAAGACCCUUAUCAUGACACUGACCAGGCCCACGGACUGUCCUUCUCGGUCCGUCCCGGUGUGAAGAUCCCCCCGUCCCUUAAGAACAUCUACAAGGAGCUGAGUUCAGACAUCCCAGGUUUCACCGCGCCCGAACACGGCUGUCUGGAGAAGUGGGCCAAGGAGGGAGUCCUGCUGCUGAAUGCUACUCUAACUGUACAAGCCCACAAACCAAACUCCCACGCUAAGAUCGGGUGGCAGAAGUUUACAGACGCUGCCAUCAAGGUUGUGAGUGACCACACCCAGGGAGUGGUGUUCCUUCUGUGGGGAGGGUUCGCUCACAAGAAGGAGAAACUAGUGGACCAGGCCAAACACCGUGUGGUCAAGACUGCCCACCCCUCACCACUGUCAGCAAGCAAGUUCAAGGACUGCAAAUGCUUCUCAAGGGUUAACUCUGCCUUGAAGGAACUCGGUAAAGAAGAGGUAGACUGGUCAUUGUAAUUCAUUAAGUUGUGUACUGUAAAUUCACUUGUAUGGUGUACACUGAAUGGUGUUUAAGGUAUUUUUCAUCAAGUCAGAAUUUUACAAUUAUCAUUCAUUAAAAAAAUACAUUGUAUACAAUCAUAUCUAUAUCUGAGAGAUGUCAAAUAUCAAAAUAUACAUAGCUGCAGGGUUAUAGAAAUAAAAGAAAUAGAGAUGAAAACAUCUGAUUGACAUAUACAUGUAUGUACAUGUAUACAUGUAUGUACCAAUUGAAACUAUUAUAUUAUCAUGUCAUAUUGAACAAAUAUUAGAUUGUUAUUAACACUGUUAUGAAUGGCGAGGAGAUUGCUGUAUGCAUGUAGCAAGUCAAUUUUAACAAACAAAAUCAAUGCAGUCUCAUCAUUGAAAUAUCAGCCAUAACAGUACUAGUACAUGUACAUCAGACCAGCAUGCACAUGCACUUCUUUUAAAUAAAAUGUGUCCCUUUCAAGCAUAACAAAGAACUCUCUAGCUUUACCUUAAAUCCAUUUUAAUGUCACUCACUUCCCUUACAAUGACUUGUUUGUCAGAAAGAUGUGUUUUGUAGUUUUUAUUGCCUUUUA
Messenger RNA from Branchiostoma belcheri (Belcher's lancelet), 1511 nucleotides. RefSeq names its product uracil-DNA glycosylase-like. Gene Ontology annotation, cellular component: nucleus; mitochondrion. Gene Ontology annotation, biological process: base-excision repair, AP site formation via deaminated base removal; base-excision repair. The transcript has 6 exons. The record is from RefSeq and is a predicted model, not a curated record. Lineage: Eukaryota; Metazoa; Chordata; Leptocardii; Amphioxiformes; Branchiostomatidae. Bases 73 to 927 code for a protein of 284 amino acids. Gene Ontology annotation, molecular function: uracil DNA N-glycosylase activity.